Molecule: messenger RNA, 5079 nt
Organism: Schistosoma intercalatum
Lineage: Eukaryota; Metazoa; Platyhelminthes; Trematoda; Strigeidida; Schistosomatidae
Source: the annotation of a GenBank genome assembly
AUGUCAGAAGAACAACAUAUAAAUAUAAAUAAUGAAUAUUGUCCAAUAACACGUUUAUCUUAUCCAUUAUCUUAUUUAACUGGUAUAAAUGAAGAUAUACGAGGUGAAUUAGUACAUUCUAUUAUUGAUUUACAACAACAACAACAACAAGAACAAUCUAUGAAUACAUGUGCAGUACCAAUCAAUGUAUGUUGUGUUUGUUCUAAUGAUGAAAAUGACCUACAAUCAUUACAUUCUGAUGUUCAAGUGUUAUGCGCUACUCCGGGUUGUAAAUAUAAUGGUCCAAUACAUAGAAAGUGUUUAGAACAUUGGGAUGCAUGUUGUGAUUUCUAUUGUCAUUUAUUAAAUAAUUCAUUCAAUAAUUCAUUACUACAAAAAUCAUCAACAUUUGAAACAAUUUCAACAAUAAAACCAACAAUAUCAUCAUCAAUUUUAUCAAAUUUCAAUGAUUCACCUUUACAUAAAUCAUUUAUGGAAGGUUUAUUUCGACUUUAUGAAUGUCCAGCAUGUGGUCAAUAUACAUUGUAUAGAUCAUCAAUUCAUUCAACAGUAUCUUCCACUUCUAAUGCUACUGGUCAGACACCACAAACAUUAUCGUCUACAACAUCUAAUCAUUUUACAAGUGUUUUAUGCGCUAUUCACUAUGCUACUGAAAAAUUAAAUCAAUCUGAAAAUCCAAUUCAAUCAACAUUAUUACACUCUGAACCAUAUUCACAAUGUAAACAAUAUAAUUCAAAUUCACCAGUGGAUUAUAUUGGAUCAAUGGAAUUAUCACCAAAUUUCUUAGAUGAUUUAAAAUCUCAAUCGAAAAUACCCAUAACAAAUUCAUCGACAACGGUUAGGUCACAUUCCUAUGUUCAACCACCAUUGAUUACGGAUCGAUUCAGUGAUAUUUUAAGACGAUAUUCAUUAAGUCGUGAAACAAAUGAUUCUACUAAAUUUUCAACUAGUAAUACAUCAAGUAGUAUGAGUAGUGGAUAUCACAGUGGUUUAUCAACCGGUGAACAUACUGUUGAUCCUAGUCGCCGUUGUAGUGAUAAUCCAUAUGAUCAAUUCAUGUUAUCGAUGAAAGAAGAUAUUAUGAAAGGGAAUGAAGAUAAUUGUAUACCAUGGGAAAUUACAAAUAUUCAAACAGGUCAAUCAAUAUCAAGAGCAUUAAUCAAAGGGAAACUACCAAACGAUGCAACUAUGUUAAAUGAUGUUAUCAAGUAUUCGAUUGAUUCAUCUAUGCCAACAACAAGAAAGAGUUAUUCAUCAACUGUAAACUUGGAUGAUCUUUUUGAUAGAAGUUUAGAUAUUACUGUGAAUAACAAUACGACUAAUAACAAUGACAACAACAACAACAAUGUUGGUAACACUAAUCUUAUGAAUAGACCUCUUUCAGCGAUUGGUAGUCGACGUCAUCAUUCUACAUCUGAUGGUUCUGGAAAUAUCAGCUCUUCAACUGUUGGAGAUACUACUAAUACUACGACCACUACUACUACUACUACUAUUACGACGACGACUACAAAUACUUCUUAUCAUCAUAAUGUUAAAUCCAAUCCUUCAUGGUCAAAUGAUUCAAUCGGUAAAUCAAGAAUGACACAUUGGCAUGGUAAUAGUAAUAUUGAGACGAAAAUGAAAAAGGUUGUCAAUACCAAAGGAAAUAUAUUUCUACAAAGGAAUGAUUUCAAUGUAUUCAUGAAUUUACCAAAUUAUAAACAAAAUGCUUAUUUCAUUCAAAUGGAUGAUGACAGUUGUACAGGAAAUGAAGAUACACGUGCAUUUCUAUUAGCACAGUUAACAAAUCAUCGAGUUUCUGAAGUCUACUGUUUAGCAUGUCAACAAAUUCUGCCAAUUUAUGAUCAUUUUCCUGUGAUAGAUGGUAUUUUUUUCAUCAGUCCAUUAUGUCAUCGUUCUAAAGAAGGUCAUCGUAAGGGUGGUGGCCUACGGGUCACUUGGCAUACAAAUGGUAUACAGAAUCAAUCUGUUCAACAACAACAACAACAACAACAACAACAACAACAACAACAGCAAACUCAUCGAGCACACAAUGCUACUACUAACAACACUGAUAACAGUAGUAUCAGUAACCAUUUAAUUUCGUCGACAAAUGAUUAUCAAUCUAUAAAUGAAGUAGCUUUGAAACUUUUGGCUCCAUUAAAGAUUAUCUCACCACCACCUGGUUGUCUUGGACCUAGGCAACAAUUAAAUUCAACACAGCAUAAUAUGAUUAGUACUGGUACCGUUGGGGGUGCGUGCUCAAAUCAAGGUGCUGGUAAUAAUAAUAACAAUAGUAGUAUACCAUCUCGAUUUUCAACAAAUCAUUCAUCUACUAGGCAGUGCCGUUAUUUACAUGCUCUAUGCUUGAAUUGUAUGCAUUCAGAAAACAUGAUCGCCACUGGUCGAGUAAAUGAUUUAAAACGUAUUAAAUGCAAAAUUUGUAGUAAACCUUGGUCUGGCACUUCAUUACUAGUUGGUGGUCUUUACACUUAUGAUAUAUUUGCUGCUGUACCAUGUUGUUCAGCUCAUUUAACAUGUGGUUCAUGUCAAUCACGUUUAGAUAAUUUAUCACUAUCAUCCAAUUCAACAAUAUCGUCCCCCUCCUCUUUAACAACAACAACUACCACUACUCCAACUACAAGUACAUUACAAUUAUCAUCAAAUGAUCUACCUUAUCAACAUCAAUAUCAUGAUCAAAAUCAAUUUCCAAUCAAUAAUAUUGAUCAAUCGAUAAAUAAUCUUACAAUUAAAUCUUAUCCAUUAAAUUAUUUUAGUCAAUAUAGUAAUUUAAUUAUUUGUCCAUAUUGUUCUAAAGUGGAUUAUCAUUUUGUUAAAUUAUUUGAAGAUUAUUAUGAAAUAAAGCGCCGGAAACAAGUCUUGCGUUACUCAAGUGUUAUUUUCAUCUUCCUUUGCAUUGUCUUUCAAACAAUGGGUACUGCAAUAGAUGUCCUAGAUAUUCUCGAUCUGAAUGAAUCAAGUCCCAGAAAGUCUAUGCUUGAUAGAGAAGCCAUUCUGAGUCGUGCAGAGAAAAGGAAAAAUUCUCGCCCUAACCCGCCACCAAAAAGACCCGAUCAUGUUCCUCGUGAAGUUUGGGGCUUACAUAGCACUCUUAACAAUAAUCUUCCUCCGAUUAUGCCAACUGAUAAUACACCUCUUUAUAAACAACCCAAAGCUGUGAUUGGUGUAGGGCGAGUUCGUUCUUGGCAAUGGACACCAUUUACAAAUUCCGCUAGACAAGAUAAUUUAGUCUUAUAUCAUUGGAGACGAGAAAGCGCUGAUCCAGAGGCUAAUAAAGAUUAUUAUUUUGCACGAUACAACAAGCAUGUCACUGUUCCUGAAUACACUACCGAAGAGUACGAAACAAUGCUAAAGGAUCUAAAAUGGAGUGAAGAGCGUACGGCACAUUUGAUGGAAUUGGCUAAACGUUUUGAUUUACGUUUUAUUCAUAUGAGAGAUCGAUGGGAUUGUGAAAAGUUUCCUGGACGUCCAUCUGUUGAAGAUCUCAAAGAAAGAUAUUAUGGAAUUCUAACACAAUUAGAUAAGGCUCGUGGAACAAAUCUUUCACAAGGUCUACGAUAUGAUGCAGCACAUGAACGUCGACGUAAACAACAAUUAAGUUUACUUUAUGGUCGUACAAAAGAUCAAGUUGAAGAAGAACAACGUUUAAUUAUGGAAUUGCGUAAAAUUGAAGCUAGACGUAAAGAACGUGAACGUAAAAAACAAGAUUUACAAAAACUUAUCUCAUUGGCUGACAGUGUAACUCGGGAAUGUGAAUUAUCUGAGCAUACAGGUUAUGAGACGAAUACAGAUGAUACAAAUUCUUGGCUUACAUCUACACACUCGUCUGUUGGCGGUGGUUUAUCAUCUUCCAAUAAUUCAUUGUUAACAUCAACAACACUAACAGGAAAUACUGGAUUACAACGUAAACGACCCAGUGGUGUUAGUGGUUUGAAUGCUAGUAAUAACAAUAUUGGAAAUAUUACGUCAUCUAGUCAGUUAAUUGGAAAUACAAAUUCAUUCAUCAAUACAGAUUCCAGUUGUACUAAUUUAACAAGUCUAGGAGUAGCUGGUGGUGCUAAUACUGGAGCAUCGAUAUCCUCCGGAGAUAUUUGUGCUUCGUUAAAUUCUGCCUCGAAUACAGCUAAUACUGCACUAAAUACACAAUAUUCAAUAAACUUUUUGGAUGUUAGCAAAAAUCCCGGUGCUCAUCUACGUAGUCAAAAGAUGAAAUUACCCAGUAAUUUAGGACAGAAAAAGACAAGAAUCAUUGAAAACUUCUUAGGUCAUUUACAAAUUGAUCCUAAUCCACCGGCAACGGCAGAAAUUGUUGAAGCAUAUAAUGGUUUACGUUCAAAAAUUCUACUUUUAUUCGAUUUACGUCUAGCUCUAUUAAAUUGUGACUUGGAACUACACUCAGCUCGGCUACGACUAGAAACAUUUGCUCCUAAUAAACCAUUACCUUGUGGACUUGCUAGUCUUCCAAAUCCUAGUAUAUCCGAAUCACCUGAAGAUUCUUAUUAUAAUUUAAUUGAUCCAUUGAUUUUGUCAGCACUUCGUGUAGCCGAUUCAAAACGCCCAAUUCUACCGCGUCAUUCACUUGGAGUUGCUGGUACAUUGGCUGCGGCUGCUGGAAGUUUAGGUAUGCAUACUAUGACUAGCGGAAGUAGUGGUAUUCCACCUAUGAAUACAACAACGGAGAAAUCAGAUACAAAACAAUGUCGAUUAAACUCAUCGUCUAUCGUGAAUUCUUCAGAUAAUGGACAGUAUAAUUCUAGUGGAUUAACAACUACUCGAUCAUCUCCAGCAUUGUCAGGAGGUGGUGGAGGCACUGGAAAUCUAGACUCAGAUAAUUCAUCAUCAGCCGGAGAUGGUAUCGGUAGUUCACAACGUCGUAGAAGAGCAGCAGCUUUAGAACAAGGACGUGUUUUAAAGAAACUUAAAAUUAAAGGACAACUUGUUGAUUGAAACUGUUGUUUAUGGAAAAACAAACAAAAAUUCUUUGUUGUGUAUGUGUACAUAAAAAUAUUUAUUCGAUUGAUCUCAUUUGUUCUAUCGUUUCAAAAUGAAACAAUUUCAUAAUAAAUAUUUUUUCCUUUA